Messenger RNA from Gigantopelta aegis, 1942 nucleotides. RefSeq lists its product as uncharacterized. Gene Ontology annotation, molecular function: G protein-coupled receptor activity. Gene Ontology annotation, cellular component: membrane. Bases 461 to 1468 code for a protein of 335 amino acids. Gene Ontology annotation, biological process: G protein-coupled receptor signaling pathway. The transcript is spliced from 2 exons. Lineage: Eukaryota; Metazoa; Mollusca; Gastropoda; Neomphalida; Peltospiridae. The record is from RefSeq and is a predicted model, not a curated record.
AUACGAAAGGGAGGGGGCGUGUAUUGACGAGCGUCACGUAAUAUAAAAUGGGGGAAAGGGUCUUAGUGUUACAAAACGUCACAUGGAAGAUAAGAAGGAUAUUUAUAAAAUGCCAAAUGUUACGUAAUAAUUGUUGCACGGCCCUGUACUACAUCUUCAUUCCUCUCACUCUCUCAUUUCGCUUUCCUGGCUACCUGUGAUGCUCCAAUGCGUGCUUUGUUAUCUCUCGGCUAUUUCUACCACUGCAGUCGCCGUCCACCGUUUGUAUUUACCUAUAUAUCAGUGCAAGUCCGCGUACUUGAGGUAGGUCAAAGACUUGACAGUCGUAGUCGGAGCGGUGUUGACUGUGUACCCUGGCUAAACUCCGGCAGGCACGACGUGCACGUUGUUGACAGGUUGUGUCCACACAUGUAGCAGGACGGUGUGACCGACGUGACCGUAUCACAGCAACGUCAACACAAUGGAGUGGCGGGAACUGGAGCGGGCUAUAGCAGACGACAAGGAAGGGAGGCUGGAGAACUGGCACGCCACCUACAUCAUCUGGCUCACCUUGUCGCUGGUGGCCAUCGGAAUCCACCUCUUCUACAUCGUGCUCAUCCUGGCCAAGAAAUGUCUGCGGACCCAGGUGAAGAACCUUCUCGUAGUGAGCGUCUGCCUGACCAAUCUGUUGAUGGGCGGCUUCAUCAUGCCGACGGUGAUCCACCUGAUCCUCGAGACCCCCGAGGAGAACUGCAACCUGAGGAUGGCCGUGCGGGCCUUUAAUGACUUCCUCCAGAUCCACCUGAACAUCAUGACGUGUCUCGCUCUGUGUCUGGAGAGAUUCGCCUUCAUCCUGCAACGUCCUCCACCUUUCAAGUUCUUUCAGAUCGUCCUGUCAGUCGUCCUGCUGGUGGUGCCGUGGGUCCUAGGAUGCAUCAUCAUCAUCCCUCUGUUCUUUGGAGGCUACGUCAAGGGAGACCCCGAAAUGGGCUGCGUGAUCGAAGUGAACUUGAUGUAUGUGCUAGUCGCCCACGUGUUCAGCUAUCCCAUUCCAGCUAUCAUUCUCUUCGUCGUCGCUACGCUUGUGGGACAUUUCGGAUGCAAGAUACGCGAAAACGCACUCAUUGGCCACAACUGCAAACUGCAACCGAUUUACCUUCGAAAUGAAGCAAUCAGAAUUGUGACUCUUGUUAGUGUGUUCGCCAUUUUACCGGAAGUGCCGUACUUCGUGAUUGCAAUGCUGAAGUACACGUCGGAAUGCAACGAUACGUACUGUUUGGAUUUUUUCUAUGGACUCAAGAUCGCUGUGUGGUUGCGAGCAGCCAAGAUUCUUGCUUUCCCCUUCAUUUGGCUGACGUACCACGACAUUAGAGGUGCGAUCAUGUGUCGACCGGAAACCUCCGAUGAUAGUACUUCCGGGAUAGAAUGUGACCCGGAUGACGCUGGUUCUAUUUCCAGACAAGACACUAUGCUUUUGAGACGCGCAUGAAAAUUAAAAUGAAAAAAACACAAAAAACAAACAAAUUUAAACAAAAAUAAUAAUAAUAAACAUUAUUUCAAACACACACGCACGCACGCACGCAACCACGCACGCACACAAAUACCAGGCGCGUGUGCAGGAAUUUUUGUUAGGCUAGGGGUAUAGACUGUGGCGAGUGAAGUUUAUAGUGGGGGUUGAGUUAUGCUCUCCCGGAAAAUACAUUGAAAAACAAUAGAAAAAUAAUUGCUUUCAAGAGCAGGCAGGGGUUUUGACCCCCGAAACCCGCCCCCUGCACACGCGCCUCAAACACCUGACCCCUACAACCAACAAAUAAAAAAAAAAAACAAUAAAAAAAAACAUUAAAAAAAACAACAACAACAAAAACCAGUCAUCGUACUAAGUCUUGUAUAUAUUUGUACUUGUGUGAGCCUGUGAUCAAAAUCAUACCAUGCUUAAUUAAAUGUAAUAAAAUUCGUGCAUGUC